AUGGAUGCCGAUGUCGAUGCGAUUGAUAUCGAUGAUGAUGAUGACGACGAUGCUUGUAUAUUCAGCAUCGCCAAUGACUGCCAUAGUGAAGACGAUGACGCCCUCACUGAUGAAGAUAACGUUAUUUCAGCAUUACACACGAAGCGCACUGCUGUUGACAAGGAUGAGUCAGCAGAGGAAUUUCUGCUGACUCUCGAAGCGGUUAUCCGCUUCGUUCAAAACUCUAUUGCAGAUGCACUAGACAGACAGAAGGGAAACGCAGACAAACAUGAAAGAGCAAAUCUUCUUUCAUUUGAUGAAGGAGACCUAGUUUUACUGUCUACAGUAAACCUACCGAAACACGCAGUGACAAUCGUGGGCAGCAGUAAAUUACUGCCCAAGUACAUCGGUCCAUUUCGUGUGUUGCGUCGAAUGGGCAACGCGUACACGAUUGAACUGCCCUGGAAGAUGCGUACGCAUCCUACGUGUUACGAUGGACUUCUCCGCCCGUACUAUUAG
This is a messenger RNA of Peronospora matthiolae, 498 nucleotides long. Lineage: Eukaryota; Oomycota; Peronosporomycetes; Peronosporales; Peronosporaceae. The record is from the annotation of a GenBank genome assembly.